UGCGCGGCGGGUCAGUUGGUGGAAGUGCCUGGCACUCGCUGGCUCGCGCGCUGUCCGUCACUCCCGCUGACAGUCAGUCAGUGAGUCAGUCCGCGCGGCUCGGUGCGGACAGGUCGGGGGUGGUGGGAGGGGGGAAGGCAGGGUCAGGAUAUCCACAUGCGGCGGAAGGAGAAGCGGCUCCUGCAGGCGGUAGGGCUGGUGCUGGCCGCCCUGCUCUUCCUCCCCAAUGUGGGUCUAUGGUCUCUGUACCGGGAGCGGCAGCUGGAGAGCUCGGGGGGCAACAGCGGGGCCCUGGAGCCAGCACAGGUUGCACUGGUAAGACAGAAGAAUGAAUAUAUCAAUGACAAACCAUUUGGAAAGAAGGACUGGCAUGACUAUGAGCAGAUUAGAAAAGAUCAUGAAAAAACAGGAAAUGGUGAACAGGGCAAGCCUUUUCAAAUGACAGAUGCAGAUCGUGUAGACCAGGCAUACAGGGAAAAUGGAUUCAAUAUAUACGUCAGCGACAAAAUCUCUUUUAAUAGAUCCAUUCCAGAUAUCCGGCAUUCCAACUGCAAGAGCAAACUGUAUUCAGAGAAGCUGCCAAACACCAGUGUGAUUAUUCCUUUUCACAACGAGGGCUGGUCCUCACUUCUGCGGACAGUGCACAGUGUCCUUAACCGAUCUCCACCUGAGCUCAUUGCAGAGAUUGUGCUGGUGGAUGACUUCAGUGACAAAGAACAUUUGAAGAAACGUCUGGAAGAUUACAUGGUUAGAUUCCCCAAGGUAAGAAUUGUGCGAACUAAGAAGAGAGAAGGAUUGAUCCGCACACGUAUGUUGGGAGCCACAGUAGCCAUCGGAGAAGUAAUUACUUUCCUAGAUUCUCAUUGUGAGGCCAAUGUGAAUUGGCUUCCACCCCUUCUAGACAGAAUUGCUCAGAACCGUAAAACGAUUGUGUGUCCUAUGAUUGAUGUCAUUGAUCAUGACCACUUUGGCUAUGAAACACAAGCUGGUGAUGCAAUGCGAGGGGCUUUUGACUGGGAAAUGUUUUACAAACGUAUCCCCAUUCCUUCUGAGUUGCAGAAUCCAGAUCCAAGUGAGCCUUUUGAGUCUCCAGUUAUGGCCGGUGGUCUAUUCGCUGUAGAGAAAAAAUGGUUUUGGGAACUUGGAGGAUAUGAUCCUGGUUUGGAGAUUUGGGGAGGAGAGCAGUAUGAAAUUUCUUUCAAGGUAUGGAUGUGUGGAGGAAGAAUGGAGGAUGCCCCAUGUUCCAGAGUAGGUCAUAUCUACCGAAAAUAUGUACCUUACAAGGUCCCUGCUGGUGUCAGUCUAGCUAGGAACCUGAAGCGAGUCGCUGAAGUUUGGAUGGAUGAAUAUGCAGAAUUUAUUUACCAGCGCAGACCUGACUACAGGCACCUCUCACCUGGGGAUGUAGGAACCCAGAAAGAGCUACGAAGCAAACUAAGCUGCCAGAACUUCAAGUGGUUCAUGACAAAUGUAGCCUGGGACUUGCCGAAAUUCUAUCCUCCAGUAGAGCCACCAGCAGCUGCAUGGGGGGAGAUCCGUAACAAGAAGACAGGCCUAUGUGUAGAUUCAAAGCAUGCAACUAUACGCCUUGAGACUUGCACCAAAGGACGAAAUGUUGAUGCAUGGAGCAGUAAUCAGGUGUUCACCUUUGGCUGGCGGGAAGACAUCCGUCCUGGAGACCCUCAGCACACUAAGAAGCUUUGCUUUGAUGCGGUUUCCCACACUAGUCCUGUCACACUUUACGACUGUCACGGUAUGAAGGGUAACCAGCUCUGGAGAUACAGAAAGGACAAGACUAUUUUUCAUCCCACCAGCAACAGUUGCAUGGAUUGUAAUGAGUCAGAGCGCCGAAUCUUCAUGAAUAUUUGCAACCCUUCCUCGCCAACUCAACAAUGGACUUUUGAAAACAUCAAUUCCACAGUCUUAGACAUCUUCAACAAAACAUGAACUCAAAAGAAUCAGAGAAAUAUACACAUAUAAAUAGGAAUAUAUAUAUAUAUUUGAAAUCUAUAUUUUUUACAAUGGGUGGGUGGGCAAUGGCAAAAAAAGUUUAUUUUUCUGUUUUGUUUUUGUGUAGGAGAAAUGUGUAGGCUGGGAUUGUCUACAUUUUAAUGAUGCUGUGGCUAAACAUUACCUACCUUUAACGUGAAAGCAUUUAAGUUAAAUGCAAUUUCAUUUGAGACUUUUGUUUUGCUCACUAGUUACAUAGUAUUGGUGGUUGGUGAUCUUUAUUUAGUCUAAUGGUUAGGCCAAUGUUAUUCAUAUAAUAGGCAAGAGGCUACAGCCUCUGCAAAAACUUAUUGUGCCUUUUCACACAGGCUCUUGCACUUUACAGUCAUGCCAUACAUGUGCUUACUUUCUCUCAUCCGUUAUGUCAUGUGGUGGCAGAAUUGAGAUGCCAGUCAUGAAGUAAAGCCAAACUAUGCCAGUUAACACAUUGAAGGUGGAAGAUGGUAGAGCUGUUUGUGUAUAAUUUUCCAAAAUAUACCUAAAUGUAUUCUCUCUAAACUAGCAAAACCUAAAAUUAAAGUGCAGAAGUGAGUAAAAGAAGUCAGAAAAUGUUUUGUAUUCUGUUUUUACAAUAGAAUUGAUAUUCCUUAAUUUUAAUCUACAUACAGUCAUCCCAUUUGUACUUGCUCUGAACCACCUUUCUCACUGUAACUAAUGGUCCCUUUCCUAAAGGGUUUGAAAUGGUGCAUCAUUAAAUUAGCCAGCUUGCAAGCACAAGUUAUCAGCAAAUGAUUAAACUUGAACCAUUUUCUAGUGCCUUGCUGGACAAGGGGUAGAUGGGAGAUGGUUAAGCACUGUUUUGGAAAGUCAAGGCUGCGUGCAAUUGUUUUGUAAAUAUAAUUAAUGAUUUUUGGCCUUAACACAUUUAUAUACCCAAAUGCUGUUUGUGUUUGUCAAUCAAAUAAUCAAGCUAACUUCAUUGCAGGGUGUUGUAUGUAUCGAUAUAAUUGGCUCUGUUGUGAAUCAUUUAGAGGUUUAUGCAUCAGGCUCGGUGUGCAACAGGUCUAUCAAUAAUUUCAUGAAUUCUGCUAAAAGAAUGUAAAAAAUAAUCACUUCUGGUGCUGCUAUUUUCAUCAACCCUGAAGCUGUUUAGAAUCACAGUCUUUUCUAUAUAUUCUGUUGUCAGUUUGAUGAGUGAAUUGAAUCUUUUCUGUUUCGGUGCAGCUCUAUUCAUCUAGCAACUCUGAG
This is a messenger RNA of Pelobates fuscus (common spadefoot toad), 3198 nucleotides long. RefSeq names its product polypeptide N-acetylgalactosaminyltransferase 10 (gene GALNT10). The record is from RefSeq and is a predicted model, not a curated record. Lineage: Eukaryota; Metazoa; Chordata; Amphibia; Anura; Pelobatidae. Gene Ontology annotation, molecular function: polypeptide N-acetylgalactosaminyltransferase activity. Bases 157 to 1947 code for a protein of 596 amino acids. Gene Ontology annotation, biological process: protein O-linked glycosylation. The transcript is spliced from 12 exons. Gene Ontology annotation, cellular component: Golgi apparatus.